Oppiella nova is the source of this 492-nucleotide messenger RNA. Lineage: Eukaryota; Metazoa; Arthropoda; Arachnida; Sarcoptiformes; Oppiidae. The record is from the annotation of a GenBank genome assembly.
AUAUUGAAUACAUUUUGUAGUGUAUAUUUUAUACAAUUAAUGUAAAUAUAAUGAAUCUCUUAUAUAAUAUGAAGAAUCAAUUAUUGCUAAAAAUAUUUAAUGAUUCAUGUGUAUUUAUUAAGUGCCGAUUUUAUAUAAAUGAAUUUUCAUUUAUUUAAAUUAAUUCAUUGGUACAAUAAACAAAGCAAUCAAAGACUUAGACAUUAUUUUAGUGGCCAAUCAUUAGCACAAACGAUGUCUUAUUUGCUGCGAUUCGGUGUAGUGGCGGACGUGCAGUACGCGGACAACGAUGACCGUCAGGCCUGGUAUGACGCCAACAAAACCAGGUUUUAUCGAAACUCAUUGACACAAGUGAAGAAAGCCUUCUCUCAUUGGAAUUGUGAAGAGAAUCAAAACCAAGGAAUCAGUUUUGUUCUCCAAUUGGGAGACAUCAUCGAUGGCAUCAAUGCUCAGCCCCGAGAGUAUCACGACUCCAGUCUCGACGCUAUUAGG